This is a messenger RNA of Penaeus monodon (black tiger shrimp), 920 nucleotides long. Its product is annotated as piggyBac transposable element-derived protein 4-like. NCBI's taxonomy places the organism in Eukaryota, Metazoa, Arthropoda, Malacostraca, Decapoda, Penaeidae. The record is from RefSeq and is a predicted model, not a curated record. The transcript has 3 exons. The coding region runs from base 13 to 885 and encodes 290 amino acids.
UUGCCUUCGACAAUGUCAAGACAACUCUCUGUACGCCGCGGCCGCAAGCCAAGGAUUUCCCCUGCUGUUCGGGAUCUCUCGUUCAGCGACGUUGAUGACCCCCAGCCAUCGACGUCGGGAAUCCAACGCUUGCGGAAUGCCCCAGAUCCUCUUCUAUACCUGUAUUCUACAGACGAAGAGGAUUAUACACCUCCUCUGAAAUUGCCUAGGACUAGCGAUCUCUCUGAAGUUGAAAUCUCCACUCGAUUUGACGGUGACGACUCGGAUUGGGAGGGAUCCGAGUUCGAUACCGAAGAGUCGGGUGUGGACGACGACUCAGAUGAAGAUUUUGACUAUGUCCCGCUGGUGGAUACCUCUUUGGACUCCGAUGAGCCCCUCGCAGAAUACGUCAGACGACAUUGGGAGCGUAAUGCUCCGGGAACUCCCUCUUUUUGUUGGUCGAAGAGGGAGAAUUUCGUCAGGCGUCACUGCUUCGAGGGGACACCGGGUGUGAAAGCACCCCUUGAAGACUCGUCGACCCCAUUAGAAGUGUUCACCAGUGUGUUCCCAGAGGAGUUGUUUCAGACCAUCAUGGACGAGACGAAUCGGUAUGUUCGACAGAACCCGCGCACCCCUUCAUCCCAUAUGAAGGGGUGGGAGGACACAACGGUGCGGGAAGUCCGCUCCUAUGUCGGCUUACGAUUCCUGAUGGGCCUUCAGUCGAAGAGGGACCAGAGGGAAUGGUGGUCGACGGACCCGUUGAUGUCCUCGUCGGUGUUCGCCAAGACGAUGACCAGGGACCGCUACGAUGCCCUGACCUCUGCGCUCCACUUCGCUGAUAACGAAGGGGAGCAUCCCGCGGAGGACAGGCUUUGGAAGCUGCGCCCUGUGUUAGGAGAGGGCUGAAGGUCUACAAGCUUUGCUCGUCCGACGGUCCAGAG